AUGAACUCCGUGCAGCUAUGCUACAUCACCACCGUUGCCUCGGAUGCGACGUAUUUUGAGGACGAGUGGAAGGGUGAGUCGGCCGGCGGCAACCCCACCAGCGUGUCGUGGCGCAAAAAUCCCCUUUAUUUUGUGUGCAACAGCGGUAGUACCGCUCUCGAGGUGGUGGUGAUCAUUAAACAGGAGGACCAGCGCCGUUUCAUGUCCCUAACUGAGAUGACAAAGUAUCUCCAGUGUGGCAUGGUGCUCAUCCACUACUCGUACGCCAACCCGAUCCCCACCUUCUGGGUCACGGGCAACAACCACAAGCCCAUCCACAAGAGCCUCUUCCUCAACUCGCGUGAGGUGGCCAAUACCAUGACGAUUCCCCCCAACUCGUUGUGUUAUCUUGUCCCCUCCUGCAUGCACAAGGGUGUUGAUGGACCCUUCUCUCUCGCCCUAUACCGCAUGAAGGAUGUCGACUACAGCGACUUGACCAUCACGAAGCUGGCCAUUCCGAGCAUGAACUGGUCCAGCCCCGCUACCAAGAAUGUGGAGCUGUGCCAGAAGGAGAAGGACCGGGUCGACUUCUACGUUGAUGAAGCCACCGAUGUACACAUCCUUCUCCACCAAACAAAGCCCUACGUCAGCAAGUCGGGCGGCGACGCCAUGACGGAGGAUUACAUGGGUAUGUACCUCUACGACGACACGGACCGCAGGGUUGCGGGCGUGCACGCCGCGACGAACUUUCGUGAAAUGAGCGUCAUCCACCGCCUUCCUCGGAGUGGUCGGUAUGCCAUCUCGAUCACGUGCCCGCGUGCGAAGAGCGACGUGCCGGCCUACAUUACCAUUAUUGGGUCGCACGCGUCGAACGUGCGCAUUGUCGACCCGCCUGAGGACGCCACGAUGUUUGACGAUGAGGACAUCAUCGACGAAGGCGAAGACGCUGCGCUGGAGCACAACCCGGUCGACUACACCCCCGUCGUGUUCGAUGCCGCGCGCCACGGCGAGCAGGUGGAAAGCGACUCGCCUUUUGAGGACAAGCGCUUCUACAUGGACAACCGCGGCGCGACCAGCGAUCCGUGGGUGCACAUCGGCGACCUGUACCCUGAAGGCAAGACCGUGCCGCUGUUGCCGAACGAGCUGAGGCGGGACCAGUUCGGGCAGGGCGACCACUACGACUGCAGUACGCUGACGGCGUUCGCGGCACUGCUGGAACGCCACCCCGACGUGAUCCGCAACUGCUUCGUCUCGAAGAACCCGCGCAAGGACGGCCGCUACACGUUCCAGUUCCACCGCUACGGGCAGUGGGUGAAGGUGGAGAUCGACGACCGCAUUCCGAUGGUGAAGGACGACACGGUGUUUUGCCGCUCGCCGACCCACCACUGGUGGCCGCUGCUGCUGGAGAAGGCGUACGCGAAGUUCUACACGCUGUAUGAGAACUUGGAGGGUAUUUCACAGGAAGAGGUAUUUCACGACUACACAGGUCAGCCGUGCCUCUCUGUGUCCACGGAUCCCGAGGCGGCGAGGGUAAACAUGUCGUACUUCGACGAGGUCCCGUACUGGAUGGAGUUGGCCUCUAUGUUGCCGAAUUUGUCCGUGACGGCGCUGGCGAGCGGGCAAAAGGCUGAGGCGUACGGCUUGCUUGAUGGGCAGUACUACGCGUUGCUGGAAAUUAUUUCAGGGAAGGACACUCAGCGCGUUUCGGAUGUGCUUGUGAAGAUGUACAACCCGUAUGAGGAUUCGCCGUACAUCGGUCCAAUGAACGCCGAGGAUAGCGCGUGGACGAGUGAGCUGCAGAGGAGGGUUCGACCGGAGAGGGAACUUCAUGUUUUUUACAUCCCUGCUCACCAUUUUGUGGCGGCGUUCUCAAUGGUGCAAAUGGGCUAUGCUGGCGGCCUUGCAGAGCCGUCGUGGCACUUCAACAGCGAAUGGGCUCAAGGCACGAAUGGCGGGGAUACGUCGUUCGUGUCAUGGCGCGAGAACCCUUUGUACAUUUUUUCGAACCCCACCGAGGACCCGGUGCAAAUCAUUGGCAUGGUUCGUCAGCCGGAUCAGCGACACCUGCUGCACACCCUACCAAACCAGGAGCUGGCGUACCCCAAGAAGGGACUUGCUGUGGCUCAGGCGAACCCCAGCGCGGCGGGUAUUCCGACGCACCUCGUCACCCUCGAUAAUCACCGCUUUAUCCACCGUGAGAUGCUGCUGCCAGUGCGAGAGGUGACUAAUGUGCUGACGAUUCCGCCGCAGUCGGUGUGCUACGUCGUCGGGUAUUGCCACAGUCGCGUCAUUAGCAAAUUUCUGCUGUCUUACUGGUUCAUGAGGGAUCAGGAUAUCGCAAAGUUGAGCAUUGAGCGCUACCGCCCAAAGGUGGCGAAGCACCAGCCGGCCAUCGCGCACGUCGACCUCUACAACCGCGCAAAGGAACGGGUCGACUUUUUGGUCGAUACGCCAACGGAGGUGCACGCGGUAUUUAAACAGGCGAAGGUCUUUCACUCUCCUCAUGGCGGCGACGUGCUAGCCGAAGACUACGUGGGUGUCUACCUCUACGACCUUCAGAACAAUCGCAUCAAGGGCAUUCAGUCCGCCAUGAACUACCGUGAGCUCAGUCUCGUAGCGCACCUCACGGAACCCGGCCACUAUGUCUUCUUCAGCACGUGUCCCCGUGGUAAUGGUGACGUACCGUGCAGAGUAGAGAUCUGUGCUGUUGAGAAGGCGCACGUCCGCAUCACGGAUCCCCCAGAGGAUGCCAUCGCCAUGAGCGAGCCGGACAUGGCCUUCCUUGACGCGUUUCCAGAGGGCAUUCCGCUAUCAGAGUUGCCCAUUGACAGCGAUCCCCAGUUCCAGGACGAUGUGACGGAACUUGGACGCCUGCUCAGUGAUCCUUCCGCGCGCGCUGAGGAGAUUGAGCAACUAAAGAAUCGAAUGAGCAAACGCGUGAGGGAAUUAGCAAAGGCGCAUUUGGCAAGGGACCGGCCGAUCUACCUGAGCGGCCGUGAUCUCAGCGUACUCAAUCCGGUGGUUGACAACGACGAGGCGUACAUGAAUGCUGAGCGCGAGCGGUACUACCUCAAGCAAGAUCUCCGCAAUCAUUACAAAUUGCUUCAGCAGGAGGAUGAGCUACGCGGCUUCGCUGACAGCGCCUUUGAGCGGCACAUCUGCACCGAUUUCUCUUUCAUUGAGGCACGCCCUGAGGGGAUUCCCCGCAACGACAUUCCACUGGCCUCAGACAAGGCAUUUGCGGAGAUGAUGCAGGAGCGUGUUGGGCUGCGACGUCGUCCCAAGGAGAAUGCCUCGGCCAUUGGUGAGAUAGAGGCUCGAAUGGGAGAGAGGGCAAGAGAGAUUGCUCGCGCGAUGCAUGAUGCGGAGCGAGUGUAUCUCAAUCUCCAGCCAACGGGCGUACCCCUAGACUUAGUGCCCCUCAAUACAGAUGCGCAGUUCGGCGCGAUGGAGGAUGAGUUAAGGGCGCUGCUCCGUUCACCCAUCACUGAUCACAGCGCCAUCACUGCACUACACGACCACUUGAACGAGCACGCUCAUAACCUGGCGCGCGAGGUAAGACGAUCAGAACGAGUGCGGUUUUUAAAAUCCGAAGACGCUGACCGAUUGUUUCCCAUUCUCGACAACGACCCAGAAUUCACCGCCAAGGAGAUCCAACGGCUUCGUGCAUUGAAAGAAAACCCAGAGAGGAACGCAACCUCAAUCGAAAAUCUUGAGAACGACCUUAACGAGCGAGCAGCGCAACUUUCUAAUAAACUCAAGCAAAGCGACCGCGCCUUCCUUAUACCAUACGGAGUAGAACUCGAUCUCAUCAGUGACACCCUGGACGGAAACUCUCGUUUUCGGCAAAAAGAAAACCACCUGCGCGAGCUGCGCGAGAACCCCCAGCACAAUUCCUCCAACAUCGAAGCACUGCAGAACGAUAUGGCGCGCGAGGCCCUCCUACUAACGACUCAGUAUAAGAGCCAGCAGCGUCCCACGUACUUGGAGGCAGAGUACGAGGGCCGGCCGAUGGAGACAUUGCCGCUGGACGACGACGCUGCGUUCCGUGACGCGGAGACUGCGUACCUGGGGAUGUGCGAGUCGGGUAAUGCUGACCCCGCCGCGCUGCAGCGGCUGGUCGGCGCGAUGAGGGAGCGUGCGACCGACAUUGCCCGCGGCAUGAACGCUGCUGACCGGCCGAAGUACCUGCCGAAGGCUGUGCGUGGUGUGCCUCUGCGGGCACUGGCGCUGGAUGACGACGAGGAAUUUCGGCACGUGGAGCAGGAGCGCGCGCGUGCGGUGUGCGCGUCCGGGCACGAGGCCGAGGCCGCCGCGCUGGAAGCGCGACUCCUUGCGCGCGCGGGGGAUCUGGCACAGGCUCAGCUUACGGGCGACCGGGGGUACCUUGAGCCGGAGCCCGCGGGGAUUCCCCUGGAGCUGGUACCGCUGGACGAGGAUGCUGAGUUCCGUACCAAGGAGGCUGAGCGCGCGGAGCUGAAAGAGAACCCGACACGCGACCUAAACGGCAUGGCGCUCAAGGAGGCGGAGCUGAACACGCGCGCUGUAGAGCUUGCGCAGCAACUGAAGGAUGGGGAGCGCGGCAAGGUUCUCGCCGAGCUCUACGAUGGUAUUCCGACGUCGGAGCUGCCGCUCGACACGGAUGCCGCUUUCCACGAGAUGGAGGUGGAUCGCCUGCGCCGCGUGCGUGCUGACCCCGAUGCGGACUGGGAGGAGACUGCGCGGCUGGAGGACGCGAUGCGGACGCGUGCGCGUGAGCUGGCUGCAUCGAUGAAGGCGAGCGAGCGCGGGUUGUUGCUGGAGAUGCAGACGCUGCUGACGGCGGACCGGAUGAAUGCGCUGCUGGACAGCGACGCGACGGCUGCUGACAUGGAGCGGAGGCUGCGCGAGCUGCGCAAGAGCCCGAACAAGAACGCCGCGGCGAUCAAGGCGCUGGAGGAGGAGAUGCGGAAGCGCGCGGAGAGGCUUGCUGGCGAGUACCUUGCCGAGGUGCGUCCCACGUACUUGGAGGCAGAGUACGAGGGCCGGCCGAUGGAGACAUUGCCGCUGGACGACGACGCUGCGUUCCGUGACGCGGAGACUGCGUACCUGGGGAUGUGCGAGUCGGGUAAUGCUGACCCCGCCGCGCUGCAGCGGCUGGUCGGCGCGAUGAGGGAGCGUGCGACCGACAUUGCCCGCGGCAUGAACGCUGCUGACCGGCCGAAGUACCUGCCGAAGGCUGUGCGUGGUGUGCCUCUGCGGGCACUGGCGCUGGAUGACGACGAGGAAUUUCGGCACGUGGAGCAGGAGCGCGCGCGCGCGGUGUGCGCGUCCGGGCACGAGGCCGAGGCCGCCGCGCUGGAAGCGCGACUCCUUGCGCGCGCGGGGGAUCUGGCACAGGCUCAGCUUACGGGCGACCGGGGGUACCUUGAGCCGGAGCCCGCGGGGAUUCCCCUGGAGCUGGUACCGCUGGACGAGGAUGCUGAGUUCCGUACCAAGGAGGCUGAGCGCGCGGAGCUGAAAGAGAACCCGACACGCGACCUAAACGGCAUGGCGCUCAAGGAGGCGGAGCUGAACACGCGCGCUGUAGAGCUUGCGCAGCGACUGAAGGAUGGGGAGCGCGGCAAGGUUCUCGCCGAGCUCUACGAUGGUAUUCCGACGUCGGAGCUGCCGCUCGACACGGAUGCCGCUUUCCACGAGAUGGAGGUGGAUCGCCUGCGCCGCGUGCGUGCUGACCCCGAUGCGGACUGGGAGGAGACUGCGCGGCUGGAGGACGCGAUGCGGACGCGUGCGCGUGAGCUGGCUGCAUCGAUGAAGGCGAGCGAGCGCGGGUUGUUGCUGGAGAUGCAGACGCUGCUGACGGCGGACCGGAUGAAUGCGCUGCUGGACAGCGACGCGACGGCUGCUGACAUGGAGCGGAGGCUGCGCGAGCUGCGCAAGAGCCCGAACAAGAACGCCGCGGCGAUCAAGGCGCUGGAGGAGGAGAUGCGGAAGCGCGCGGAGAGGCUUGCUGGCGAGUACCUUGCCGAGGUGCGCCCCACGUACUUGGAGGCAGAGUACGAGGGCCGGCCGAUGGAGACAUUGCCGCUGGACGACGACGCUGCGUUCCGUGACGCGGAGACUGCGUACCUGGGGAUGUGCGAGUCGGGUAAUGCUGACCCCGCCGCGCUGCAGCGGCUGGUCGGCGCGAUGAGGGAGCGUGCGACCGACAUUGCCCGCGGCAUGAACGCUGCUGACCGGCCGAAGUACCUGCCGAAGGCUGUGCGUGGUGUGCCUCUGCGGGCACUGGCGCUGGAUGACGACGAGGAAUUUCGGCACGUGGAGCAGGAGCGCGCGCGCGCGGUGUGCGCGUCCGGGCACGAGGCCGAGGCCGCCGCGCUGGAAGCGCGACUCCUUGCGCGCGCGGGGGAUCUGGCACAGGCUCAGCUUACGGGCGACCGGGGGUACCUUGAGCCGGAGCCCGCGGGGAUUCCCCUGGAGCUGGUACCGCUGGACGAGGAUGCUGAGUUCCGUACCAAGGAGGCUGAGCGCGCGGAGCUGAAAGAGAACCCGACACGCGACCUAAACGGCAUGGCGCUCAAGGAGGCGGAGCUGAACACGCGCGCUGUAGAGCUUGCGCAGCGACUGAAGGAUGGGGAGCGCGGCAAGGUUCUCGCCGAGCUCUACGAUGGUAUUCCGACGUCGGAGCUGCCGCUCGACACGGAUGCCGCUUUCCACGAGAUGGAGGUGGAUCGCCUGCGCCGCGUGCGUGCUGACCCCGAUGCGGACUGGGAGGAGACUGCGCGGCUGGAGGACGCGAUGCGGACGCGUGCGCGUGAGCUGGCUGCAUCGAUGAAGGCGAGCGAGCGCGGGUUGUUGCUGGAGAUGCAGACGCUGCUGACGGCGGACCGGAUGAAUGCGCUGCUGGACAGCGACGCGACGGCUGCUGACAUGGAGCGGAGGCUGCGCGAGCUGCGCAAGAGCCCGAACAAGAACGCCGCGGCGAUCAAGGCGCUGGAGGAGGAGAUGCGGAAGCGCGCGGAGAGGCUUGCUGGCGAGUACCUUGCCGAGGUGCGCCCCACGUACUUGGAGGCAGAGUACGAGGGCCGGCCGAUGGAGACAUUGCCGCUGGACGACGACGCUGCGUUCCGUGACGCGGAGACUGCGUACCUGGGGAUGUGCGAGUCGGGUAAUGCUGACCCCGCCGCGCUGCAGCGGCUGGUCGGCGCGAUGAGGGAGCGUGCGACCGACAUUGCCCGCGGCAUGAACGCUGCUGACCGGCCGAAGUACCUGCCGAAGGCUGUGCGUGGUGUGCCUCUGCGGGCACUGGCGCUGGAUGACGACGAGGAAUUUCGGCACGUGGAGCAGGAGCGCGCGCGUGCGGUGUGCGCGUCCGGGCACGAGGCCGAGGCCGCCGCGCUGGAAGCGCGACUCCUUGCGCGCGCUGUAGAACUUGCAAGCUUACAUCUUUGUGGCGAUAGGGCAUUUCUGGAUCAAAAUCCUGAAGGGAUUCCGCUUGCUGCGCUUAAGCUUGACGAUGAUGAUUUGUUUCGUGCUAAAGAGGAGCAGAGGGCAAGUCUACUGGGCGAUGGUCUGACAGAGGCAAACAGGUUUGCUAUAGCGGUCUUUGAGGAGAGCAUGAAUCAGCAGGUGCACGAUAUGGCAAAGAGGCUGAAGGCGUUGCUUAUUGGUCAGCAUGUUCCAGAGCAGGUUCGUGGAAUACCGCGCGAGGUGAUACCACUGUUGGCAGAUGAAAGGAGUUCAGAAAUCAUUGCGGAGCUGACUCUCUGUGCCUCAGGCCCUGCUUUGGUGAAGCAAGUCGCCUUGUUAAAGGCUCGUGCGGAGGAGCUGGUGGAUGCCGGUAUUGAGGGAAUUCGAUCUCGACUUGAUGUGGCGCCGGUGCACGUCCAAUUGUCUUACCUACCCCUUGACGAGGAUGAAUCUUUCAAGACGCUGGAGAUUGAGGCACUCGUGGAAGUGCAGAAGCCAAAGCCGGAUGCGGCCACAGUGCAAGAUUUGAUCGGUGCGCUAAACUGCCGCGCGCGCGAGUUGGCCGAGCAGCUCUGCUGGGAAGAGAGGAAGGCUCUCAUGGACUCCAAUCCGGAGGGGCGCGCGCUGCGUUCUCUACCACUUAAUACCGACACAAUUUUUCUUUCUGCUGAGGCGAAGCAUCGUGCAGAGGCCAAGGUGGAAAGUUCAGAUGUGGCAGCACUACGUGUCUUGAUGGAGGAAAUGGCGGCGCGAGCACAGCAGCUGGCUUUGGAGGCUAACCGCAAGGAUCGUGUUUCCUUCGUCUCCGCAGUUGUGCGGGGCGUUGCCCUGCACGAUCUUCCCCUGGACGACGAUGACGCGUUUCGCGAGCUAGAGCGAAAACGUGCCAUGGCCCUGCAGGACCCGAAGCAGUCGGCCGCGACGGUGCCCGCUAUAGAGGAAGCACUGCGCUCCCGUGCCGACGCUCUCGCUACGAGUGUGCUGAGGAAUGACCGUACCUUCUUGGACAGUCGUCCAGAGGGAGUGCCGCUUCGGCAGGUGCCGAUUGACUCUGAUCGCAGGUUCCAGCAACUGGAAGAGCAGCGGGCGCAGCUCCGAACCUCUUUUCGUGAGGCAGGCGCAGACUUUUCGACAGGGGAGGUAAAGGCGAUCGAGAGGAUGAUGAACGAGCGUGUGCAUGAGAUGGCCAAUGGAGUGAAGCCACUACUUCGCAAUCAACUCGCGCAAACGGUGCUUGGAAUUUCUCUCAAGGACUUGCCGCUAGACACGGACGCAGUGUUCAGCGAGACGGAAGAGAGGUGCCGCGACGCUGAGGCGGCGGGCGAUGACAAAGCUGCAACUGCCCUGAAGAGUGACCUCAACGCUCGCGCUACAACGCUGGCUGAGGCUAUGCAUAAGGCAGAGCGCGCCGCGCUGUGGCAGGUUCCAGAAGGCGUACCGCUGGAGGCACUGCCGCUCAACUCUGACGAUGUUUUCUUGGACCUGGAGAGAGAAGCACGUCUCAUUCGUCACAUCGCUGCUGCUGUUCCGAGUCGGCACCAACGCAGUAGCGAUGUGACGAAGCUGGCGGCACUCAUAGCGGAGCUCAACCGACGCGCGUGUAUCCUGGCCAAUGAGUCACGCCUGGCUUACUGCGACGCGGAGCCAGAGGGCAUCCCGUUGGAGACGCUGCAGCUGGCCAGUCAACCAGAGUUUAUCGGUAAGGAAGAGGAGCGUCGGCAUCUCGUCAAGACGCACGGCGUUGACAGUGACCCGGUCCGUUCCUGCAACGCCGAGCUUAGAAAGAUGGCGUACACCAUUGCGCGCAGCCGGGUGCAGGGCGACCGAGGCUUCCUCGACAGCGAUCCGGAAGGAGUGCCGCUGAGCGUGCUGCCACUAGACGAGGACGCCGCAUUCCAUUCGAUGGAAGUUGAGCGUGCAAGGCUAAAGGCGCAGAACACUAGCGCAGCCGCCUCCAAGGCAAAGGCGUUGGAGGAAAAGCUGAACGAGCGGGUGCAUGAUCUAGCGCGACUCCAGAAGGAGGAAGACCUGCGCGGAAUUGAUCCGGCGCCGCACGGCAUUCCGCUUGCUGUGCUUCAGCCUCACUCUGACGGCACCUUUGCUAGCAUGGUUGAUCUUCUCCGGGCCCUAAAACUUGAGAGCCCUGCCGCGAACGCUGAUAAGAUUUGUGGUCUUCAGGCUGAUAUGAAUGGGCGCUGUCUUGCUCUGGCGAAGAGCCGCGUUGCCGACGACCGCGCCUUCCUCGACGCGGAUCCGGAAGGCGUCCCAUUGGUGCUGCUACCGCUCGAUAUGGACGCGGCUUUCCAAGAGCUGGAAACCCAGCGUGCGAACCUGAAGUCUCUUGACCCUAUUCGAAACGCUGCCGCAGUGAAGGAGCUGGAAGAUAGGUUGAACGAGAGGGCCCAUGAGCUGGCCAUGGACCACAUUACGCAGGAGCUGGAUGGUCUGACUCCUGAGCCAUUUGACGUCCCGCUGGAGGUGCUGCGCCCGUAUGAAGACCCGAGCUUCAAACAAGCCGUUGCGGCGCUGCGCCAGCUGCACACAACGAACAAGGCAGACCCCACCGUAGCAUCAAUCAAGGCGGCUAUGGAGGAGCGAUGCCAGACCAUGGCACAUGAUCUGCUGGAGAAGGACCGCGGCUACCUUCACGAUAGGCCCAAGAACGUGUCGCUCUCAUUGCUGCCUCUCAACUCUGACGAGGCUUUUCACGCUGGAGAGGUGCGACGCGCGCUCCUAAAGGCCGAGAACGCGCGCCGAAACGCGGACAAAAUUACGGAGCUUGAGGGGCAGCUGAAUCUGCGCGCGAUGGAGCUCGCGGAGCUGCGCCGGACGCAGGAUAUGGUCGGCCUCGACGCGGAGCCGGCGGGUGUGCCUCUAAGGGUAAUUGAUCCGCACGCCGACGCUGCCUUCGCCGCGCUUGUGGAGAAGCGGCGAGCACUGGAGGUGGAGCAGCCCGCGUCGAAGACGCCAUCACCGCAGCUCGCACAAGUUGUAAGCGCCAUGAACUGUCGCGCGCAUGAGCUAGCGAAGGGCAUACUGGAGGGCGAUCGCCGCUAUCUGGACCAGGACCCUGAAGGUGUCCCGCUGGAGGUGCUCCCUUUCGAUACGGACAAGGUAUUUCAUGCGAUGGAGGUAGAGCGGGCUGCCAUGAAGGCGGCUGAUCCGAAGCGCAAUGCCGGCAGGAUCAGAGAACUGGAAGAAAAGCUCAACGACCGCGCUCACGAGCUGGCACAAGUACAGAAAGAUGAGGAACUUUGUGGCCUCGAUCCUACCCCACGUGGCAUUUCCCUCAAGUUGCUGAGGCCACACGAGGAUCCGCUCUUUUCAGAGUUGGUGAAGCAGAUGCGGGUGAUGAAGAAGAACCCUCCUCGCGACGAUCAGGAGAUGGUGCGCCAUCUGGAAGAAAUGAAUGCGCGGGCGGCUGCGCUGGCUGAUAAGGUGAUGGAUCGCGGCUACCUCGAUCCGAAUCCGGAGGGCGUGCUUCUGCAGGAGCUGCCGCUCGAGACGGAUGACAAGUUCCGCUCAAUGGAGAUGGAACGGGCGAGGCUGAAGCUGACGGAUCCACGUGGCCAGUCCGCCAUGAUCAGUAGCCUCGAGAGCGCUCUGAAUCAACGAGCAGAGGAGCUGGCAAAACGCCAGUGCGUUGCCGAUCUCGCCUCCGUCGAGGAUGCUCCGCUGGAGGUUGCGAAAGAGCUACUGCGUCUGCAUAGCGACGCUGAAGGUGCCACGCUCAUCGAAGACCUGCGCCAACUUCGCAAGAACCCUGGGCGCAACGCUGGUGUCCUUCGCCAGAAGGAGGCAGCGCUCAAUGACCGCGCCUUCGAAGUGGCGAGGAAGCUGCUCGUGGGUGAUCGGGCCAACUACAUCGACCCACGACCGCGCAACAUACCACUGGAAGACCUUCCCCUGGAGAAGGAUGAGAUGUUUCACGCCUUGGAGGUGGAGCGGGUCGUGCUGAAGCUUACCGACCCGAUCCACAAUGCCGCUGCUGUGCGCAAUACGGAGAGCACACUGAACGACCGUGCCUAUCAGCUGGCAGAGCUGGUGAUGAAGGAAGACCUUGCUGGCUUUCCGCCUAGCUACCAUGGCAUCCUCACGAAAGAUCUGAACCCGCACUCUGAUCGCAUCUUCAGUGAGACUGCCGAGAAGCGGCGCUUUCGCAUACGCGUGCCGACCGUCACCUUUAAGGAGGAUCUUGAGCAGAUCAUGGAUGAUCGACUGAGCGAAUUGGCCCGGGAGCGGAAGGACGGUGAGCUGUACUUCAUGAACCCCAGCCCAGAAGGGGUACUGCUAGCAGACCUCCCACUCAGCACCGACACACUCUUCAACAACAUGUGCCAGGAACGACAGCAACUCAAAGAGAAGGACGCGAUGGAAAACCGGAAGGCUGUCGUUACGUUAGAGGAUGAGAUGAACAAGCGCGCCGCCGUGCUUGCCCGCAGUGUGCUGAACAGCGACUUUGACGGCGUAGACAAGGCUCCACUAGGCAUUCCGCUGGACCUGCUGAGGCCGCGUCAAAACGCGGAAGUAGCGCGGUUAAUUCCAGAGCUGCGACGGUGCAAGCGCGCUGCACAGCUAAAGAAUAAGGUUGCGGGGCUACAGGCAAAGAUGAACGAGUGUGUGCGCGUCCUCGCUGCUGCAGCGCUGGAGGAGGGGCGCGACAAGUACCUAGACGCCCACCCUGAAGGUGUGCCGCUUGAGCUACUGCCGCUGCGCACCGACGACGUGUUUCAUGACAAGGAGGCGCAGCGGGCAACCCUGCGUCUGCAGGACCCCGUCAAGCACGCUGGUGCCAUCACACAGCUCGAGAGCCAGCUAAACGCACAGGCGCACAAGCUGGCGCUACGACAGAAGGAGGAGGACCUUGUCGGCGUCGACCUCGCCCCGCGCGGCAUUCCUCUUGCCUUUCUGCAUCCUCACGAGGAUGCCAAAAUGAUGGGCUUCAUCAAGGACGUUCGGGUGCUCAAGACUGAUCCGCUGCACAACAAGGAUAAUAUACGGUGGCAACAGCAGCAGAUGAAUGAGCGGGCUCACGAACUGGCGACCUUGGCCCUGAACGGCGACCGUGAGUAUUUGAGGCCGAACCCACUCGGCGUGUCGCUGACUGUGCUUCCACUCGACGAGGAUCCGGCCUUCCACGAGGCGGAGGUGGCACGCGUGGUGGCAAAACGGCAACCCCAUCCUAACAGCAAGGCGAUCGCACUAUUGGAGCAGCAGCUGAAUGCGCGAGCAGAGGAGCUGGCGGCGGCGCAGCUGCAGUGCGAUGUGGAGGGGCUGGAGCAGGCCCCACUGGGCGUGCCACUCUCGCUACUGAAGCCCCACGCAGAUAGCACAUUUGCGGAGCUGCUGCCGGAGCUGCGCCGUCUCGAGAAGGAUCCUGCCAGGAACGCGACAAAGCUGAAGCAGCUUCGUGCUGCAGCAAACGAGUGUAACUACGAGCUCGCAGAGGCGUUCUUGGCGAAGGAUCGCUCCACGUACAUGGGUGCAGAGCCAGAAGGCGUGCCGCUGCACCUACUAAAGCUCACGGCAGACGAUGAGUUCAAGGCGCUCGAGAACAAGCGACUGCAACUGCACUCGAUGCAGCAAGCGGGGCGCACCGUUAAUGCAAAGGACUUCUCUGCGCUUGAUGCGCUACUAAAGGAGCGGGCGCACGAAGUGGCGAAGCAGCUGCUGCGCAAGGACCGGGGCUAUCUUGACCCGUUCCCAGAAGGGGUAGCGCUGGACAUUCUUCCCCUCGACAGCGAUCCAGCCUUUCGGAGACUGGAGACCACCCGGGCUGCAGCCAAGUAUCGUAACACCAUCACCCAGGCGAAUGACCUGGAGGACCAGCUUAACGCUCGCGCACGCGAGUUAGCGCUCGCACAGAAAGAGGAGGAUCUGCGCGGCCUGGAUCAACACCCACACGACCUGCCGCUGACGCUGCUGCAGCCUCACCAGGAUGCCCAGUUUGAGCAGCUGGUAGAUGAGCUACGGCGACUGAAGGCAUCACACGGCGAUCAACGCAAGGCAGUCAAGGAAGUGCAGGAUCGCCUGAACAACCGAAGCUACGCGAUGGCGGACCGGGUCACGAAGGGGGACCGCCGCUACUUGCAUCCGAAGCCGGAGAAUGUGCCACUUAGCCGCCUGCCGCUUGGCACGGAUGCCACCUUUCAUGCUCUUGAGAUAGAGCGGGCAAUGCUGAAGCUAAAGGAGCCCAGGAAGAACCAGCACCGAAUAGCCGACAUGGAGGAUCAGCUGAACAGCCGUGCUGCGGAGCUGGCCAAGGCUGUGAAGAUGGAAGACCUGAAGUCGCUGGCGCAGACCCCGCGUGGUAUCCCCGUUGAGCUCCUGAAACUGCACGAAGACCCGAAAUUUAGUGCUCUGAUUGCGGAGAAGGAGCAGCUUCCCAAGGGUCGCAGCGGAGAGGUGACCGCCACGCUGCUCAACUCUAUGAACGAGUGUGCACUAGAGGUGGCCGACAAGCUGCUCCGUGGAGACCGCGGCUACCUCAAUCGAGAGCUGGAGGGUGCGCUACUUCCGUGUCUUCCGCUUGACACCGACAUGGCCUUCCAUGAGAUGGAGGUGGAGCGGGCAAAGCUGAAGGUGCGCGAUCCUGUCAAAAAUGCCUCCGUCAUCGACGACCUCGAGGACCAACUGACCAAACGCGCGCACGAGCUGAUGAGUGCGGUACUCGUGAUGGAUCGUGAUUACCUCAACCCAAGUCCAGAAGGUGUGCCAAUCGAGGAGCUGCUGCUCGAUACGGACAGCAAAUUUCAUUCCAUGGAGGUGGAGCGGGCGAAGCUGAAGGUGCGUGACCUGCAGGGGAAUGCAGCGCGCAUUAAGGACUUGGAGGGGUAUCUAAAUGACCACGCAGCAGGCCUGGCAAAGCAGCAGCUGGAGGAAGACCUGAAAGGGCUGGAUCGGGAGCCGGAGGGCUACCCACUCAAGUGCCUGCGGCCUCACAGCGAUGCCGCCUUUGCGGCGGUGGUGGUGUCGCUGCGGCGGGCAAAGAUGGAGCCACUUGGAAACGUGGCGAAGGUGCAUGAAGCGCAAGCAACGCUCAAUGCCCGCGCGCACGAGCUCGCCAGGGAGCGCAUUGCGGCGGAUCGCGCUCGGCUGAACCAGGAGCCGGAAAAGGUGCCAUUGGCGUUACUGCCACUGGAGAAAGACGCGCAGUUUGCGGCGGUGGAAAAGGAGUUGCGGAUGCUGAAGGCUGCGGAUAAGCCGAACCUGAAGGCGAUCACCGAGGUGGAGGGACAGAUGAACGACCGUGCACACGUGCUGGCUAGGGCGUACCUCAAGCAGAGCCGCGACUUCCUGGAUCAGGAGCCGGAAGGCGUAGCGCUUGACUAUGUGCCACUCGACAAAGACACUCAUUUCUGCGCGCUCGAGAGAGACCGUCUUUGCUUGCUAGCGAAAGGCGCGUCACUGUCGUCAGCGCAAGUGCGCGCGAUGGAGGAGCGGCUAAACGACCGCGCCCACGAACUCGCUGCCAAGGUGAAGACGAAAGGUCGCGACUUUCUGCGUAGCCAGUCGUCCGAUAUUCCGAAGGAGCUGCUGGCCCUCGACGCGGACAAGGUCUUUGUGGCGAAGGAGAAGGAACUUCGGAAGCACCAGCAGCAACUAGAUGGCCCUCACUCCCUUAACACUGUCGCCAACCUGCGCCGCGAGCUGCAGCAGCGGGCUGAUGAGGUGAGCGAGGCACAGCUGAAGGGUGAUCGUGGCAAGUAUCUCGACUUGCAACCUGAAGGUGUGGACCUGUGCGACAUCCCCCUCGACACUGACCACAUUUACCAUGGAAUGGAGGUGGAGCGAGCAAUCCUGCUGGCUGAUGACGCGACUGGUCGAAAGCCCACAGUGGCAGAGCUGGAGAAGAAGCUGAACACACGCGCCCACGAGUUGGCGCAUCAAAUCAUUGUGAGUGAUCGCUACUACUUGCCGGAAGAGGUGUAUGGCAUACCGGUGGAGGAGCUGCCACUGGCCACGGACAGCAAGUUCAACAAGUUGGAGCGGCAGCGGCGUGUUCACAAGCGUUCAUCGAACAUGAGAAAAGAGGUGGCGGCUGACGAGGAGGAGCUACGCUGUCACGCGCAGGAGCUAGCGAAGGAGGUCAUUGCGCUGGAUUUGGAGCCCAUCAAGGCGUCCUACCGUGGGAUCCCGAAGGUAGAACUAAACCUGCACGCUGACUCUGCGUUUCGCGAGCUGGCGAAGAAGCGUCGCCGGCUGCGUGGAAAGGGGCGCGUCGAGGCGACGGAGAUGACUGCCAUCGAGGAUGAGAUGGACCGCCGCGCCUGCGAGAUUGCCGACGACGUGAUCAACAACGAGCGCGCCUUCCUGGACCCUGAGCCGGAGGGCAUGUACUUGAUCGAUGUCCCGCUCGAUGACGACCAAGCGUUUCAGCAGCUGGAGCAGGAGUACCGCCGGCGCCGCAGGGACCCGCGGACGGCGAAGCAGAACGGGAGUGUGCUGCGCGAGCUGGCCGAGGAAAUGAACCAGCGCUCCCACACCCUGGCGCGGGCCACCUUCGCGAAGACCCGCGGCUUUAUGAAACAGGAACCAGAGGGCAUCCCGCUGGUGGAGCUCGGUCUCGACGAAGACCCAGAGUUCAAGGAAGCGGAAAUUGCGCGCUACCGCACGAACCGCAGUGUCGUCCCUAACGCAGCCACAGUGGCGGAGAUGGAGGUACGCAUGGACGGCAGGGCGAGGGAACUGGCGCGGGCUACUCUGGCAGCCGACCGCGCCUUCCUCGACCCCAAACCGGAAGGUGUGUCGCUGGAGGUGCUUCCGCUGGACUCGGACAUGGAGUUCAGCGAUCUGGCGCGAGAGCGGCGCCGUCGCAAGAAAAUACUGAAGGGAGGCGUGGGUGAAGCUGAGGUCAGGGCCGUUGAGGAGAAGAUGAACGCCCGCUCACACGAGAUGGCCAAGGAGUUCCUAGAGAUGGAGCGCGCCUUUCUGUCGCGCGAGCCAGAGGGUGUGCCGCUAGCUGAUUUGCCCCUGAACGCCGACCCGCUGUUCCGCACAAUGGAGAAUGAGCGACUUCGGCUAAAACGCGACCCCCUCGUCAACACCGCAAUGCUAGCGGCAAAAGAGGCGGAUCUGGAGCACAGGGCGCACGUGAUUGCCAAGGAUCUGCUUCGGAAGGAGCGCGCGUUUCUCGAUCCGGAGCCGCUCAGCGUGCCGCUAGAGGAACUGCCACUGAAUUAUGAUGACGUCCUUAAUCCUGUCGAGCGUAAGCGCCGCGUCCUACGGAUGCACCCCAAGCGUAACCAUGCAGCUAUCCGCACCUGCGAGGAACAGAUGGCAGAUCGCGUUGGGCAGAUCGCGGUGAAUUUUGUCUACUAA
Molecule: messenger RNA, 16749 nt
Organism: Leishmania braziliensis MHOM/BR/75/M2904
Lineage: Eukaryota; Euglenozoa; Kinetoplastea; Trypanosomatida; Trypanosomatidae
Product: putative calpain-like cysteine peptidase
Exons: 1
Coding region: 1-16749 (5582 amino acids)
Biological process (GO): proteolysis
Cellular component (GO): cytoplasm
Molecular function (GO): calcium-dependent cysteine-type endopeptidase activity
Source: RefSeq, a predicted model, not a curated record